ACCGUCCGGCUUGUACUCAACGACGCCGCCAACAGACCAGUCGCCUUGAAAAAUCCGUUGACACGUCAGAGGUCAACCGGGAGGCACUAGUAUUAUCACGAAAAACACUACCCUUUAACCAAAAGUCACCAUGGGAGCAACUCGGGCUGCAAAGGAAGUUUACUUCCAAAAGCUGAAGGACCUCAUCUCCAAGUACCCCUCCAUCUUCUUGGUCAAUGUCGACAACGUCGGUUCCAACCAGAUGCACCAGAUCCGAGUUGCACUCCGUGGCAAGGGUGUCGUCUUGAUGGGCAAGAACACCAUGGUUCGCCGUGCCAUCCGUUCCAUCAUCACCGAGUUCCCCCAGCUUGAGCGUCUCGUGCCUCACGUCAAGGGGAACAUCGGCUUCGUCUUCACCUCCGCUGAUCUUAAGGAGAUCCGUGACCUCAUCACCGCCAACAAGGUUGCCGCCCCCGCUCGUGCCGGUGCUCUCGCGCCCAAGGAUGUCUUCGUUGCUGCUGGUAACACUGGCAUGGAACCUGGCAAGACUUCUUUCUUCCAGGCUCUUGGUAUUCCCACCAAGAUUGCCCGUGGUACCAUCGAAAUUGUCUCUGAGAUCAAGGUCGUCACUGCCGGGACCCGUGUCGGUCCUUCCGAGGCUGCCCUGCUGAAUAUGUUGAACAUCUCCCCCUUCACGUACGGUAUGACAGUCGUCCAGAUCUUCGACUCUGGCAACAUCUUCUCUCCGGACGUUCUCGAUGUCAGCGAUGAGGAGCUCUUGGGUCGCUUCCUGACGGGUAUCAAGACCAUCGCCGCCCUGUCUUUGGCUCUCCACUACCCUACUCUUGCAUCAGUUACCCACUCUUUGGUUAACUCCUACAAGAACCUGAUUGCCAUUGCUCUGGCUACUGACUACACUUUCGAGGGUGCCGAAAAGGCUAAGGAGUACUUGGCGAAUCCUGAGGCAUUCGCUGUUGCCGCUGCACCUGUCGCAGAGUCUGCUGCUGCCGCCGAGGUACCCAAAGCUGAGGAGAAGGAGGAGGAGAAGGAGGAGUCUGAUGAGGACAUGGGCUUCGGUCUGUUCGAUUAAGUAUUGCCAUGACCUGUUAUCAUACCACUGCUACUGCGUGUAUCUAUAUCUCCCCAUCUCAUGCAAACG
Gloeophyllum trabeum ATCC 11539 is the source of this 1138-nucleotide messenger RNA. RefSeq lists its product as uncharacterized. The record is from RefSeq and is a predicted model, not a curated record. Gene Ontology annotation, molecular function: structural constituent of ribosome; large ribosomal subunit rRNA binding. Bases 131 to 1069 code for a protein of 312 amino acids. The transcript is spliced from 6 exons. Gene Ontology annotation, biological process: cytoplasmic translation; ribosome biogenesis; ribosomal large subunit assembly. Gene Ontology annotation, cellular component: cytosolic large ribosomal subunit. NCBI's taxonomy places the organism in Eukaryota, Fungi, Basidiomycota, Agaricomycetes, Gloeophyllales, Gloeophyllaceae.